AUGGAGCUAAUAUGGCCGCCAGUGGACAGCUUGAAGGCAAUAUGGCCGCCAGUGGCCAAGCUGGAACUAAUAUGGCUGCCAGUGGGCAAGCUGGACCUAAUAUGGCUGCCAGUGGUCAAGCUGGACUCAAUAUGGCCGCCAGUGGACAGCUUGAAGGCAAUAUGGCCGCCAGUGGCCAACAUGGAGCUAAUAUGGCCGCCAGUGGACAGAUUGAAGGCAAUAUGGCUGCCCAUGGCCAAACUGGAUCUAAUAUGGCCGCCAUUGGACAGCUUGAAGGCAAUAUGGCCGCCAGUGGCCAACAUGGAACUAAUAUGGCCGCCAGUGGCCAACCUGGAUCUAAUAUGGCCGCCAGUGGGCAAGCUGGACCUAAUAUGGCCGCCAGUGGACAGAUUGAAGGCAAUAUGGCCGCCAGUGGCCAAGCUGGAGCUAAUAUGGCCGCCAUUGGACAGCUUGAAGGCAAUAUGGCCGCCAGUGGACAAGCAGGAUCUAAUAUGGCCACCAUUGGACAGCUUGAAGGCAAUAUGGCCGCCAGUGGCCAACAUGGACCUAAUAUGGCCGCCAGUGGCCAACAUGGAGCUAAUAUGGCCGCCAGUGGACAGCUUGAAGGCAAUAUGGCUGCCAGUGGUCAAGCUGGAUCUAAUAUGGCCGCCAGUGGCCAAGCUGGACCUAAUAUGGCUGCCAGUGGGCAAGCUGGACUCAAUAUGGCCGCCAGUGGGCAAGCUGGACCUAAUAUGGCCGCCAGUGGGCAAGCUGGAUCUAAUAUGGCUGCCAGUGGACAGCUUGAAGGCAAUAUGGCUGCCAGCGGCCAACAUGGAGCUAAUAUGGCCGCCAUUGGACAGCUUGAAGGCAAUAUGGCCGCCAGUGGCCAAGCUGGAUCUAAUAUGGCCGCCAGUGGCCAACUGGGCCCCAAUAUGGCUGCCAGAAGCCAAGCUGGACCUAAUAUGGCUGCUGCUGGCCAACCUGGACCUAAUAUGGCCACCACCAACCCCAAUAUGGCCGCCAACAACCCCAAUAUGGCCGCCAACAACCCCAAUAUGGCCGCCAGUUCCAAUAUGGCCGCCAUCAACUCCAAUAUGGCCGCCAGUUCCAAUAUGGCCGCCAUCAAUAUGGCCUCCAGUUCCAAUAUGGCCGCCAACAGCCCCAAUAUGGCCGCCACCAACAUGGCCGCCCCCAGUUCCAAUAUGGCGGCCGAGGUCACCUUCCGCUGCCCCCUGUGCCCCAAAAGCUUCCGGGUCAGGGCGGGGCUUCGCCGCCAUCAGCGCCGCCAUGGCCACGCCCCCUCCGCCCAGGCCACGCCCACUUCCGGUUUACCAUAAAAGGGCAUUUGUUGUUGGCUCCGCCCACCGCGUAUGCAAAUAAACUGGGGUACACGUGA
Messenger RNA from Coturnix japonica (Japanese quail), 1375 nucleotides. Lineage: Eukaryota; Metazoa; Chordata; Aves; Galliformes; Phasianidae. The record is from RefSeq and is a predicted model, not a curated record.